CGAAGAAUACUGAAUCUGUUCUCUCCAAUCAACAAAUCCUUUCUUUGCUCAAUUCCUGCAGUCAUACUGUCCUGUUUUCAUUCCCUCUUGGAUCUUAGUCUGGAUACUGGGACAUAGUCCUAUCGCCAAACACGUAAACUCCCGACUACGCGGAUUGGAACAUCAUAAUCACCCGCCAGCAUGGACUCCAUGCGAUCGUUGAACACAUCGCUACCCCAUGCUUCCUCACCAAGGAAGCAACGCUCGCAGCCUCCUGAACACCUCCUUGCACAGUUUAAACAAGCUGCGCUCUCGGUAACAAAUCUUUAUAAGGCAGCAGCCUCGGAACACGACAAGGCCUACCAUGAGGGGUACCAAGAUGCUCUCGAGGAGCUCCUCAGCUUCCUAGAUAAAGAAAACCUUGGUUUGCAAGAUGGAGAGGGAUGGCGUGUACGGCAGUGGGCCACGGAGCGCUUUGAGGGGACAUCGGCAGCUACUGCUGCUAACGGCAGUGAGAGCGACGAUGAACACGAGGAGGAGAAGACGACACAACCGGAAACCUCGCCUACUCUAGGACGGAAAGCGACGCCAGAACUUCAACCGACACUGGAAGCGACUCUCAAUCCAUCACCAGCCCACACUCGAUCAGAAUCUGCCCCGCCGAUAACGGCUGCGCCAACAGUGGAGCCACCAACACAGAGGGACAACACCAACAUUGUGCAGACAUACUCGGUACCGCAAGCAGAAUUCACAUUUCAGUCGAAUCAUCCGCUUCCAACCGUUCAUGAUAUAGAUAUGGAUGCUUCUACGGACAAUAAUGGCACCGUGCACAUCAACGUCGUACCUCGGUCUACACGAAACGCACGUCAAAAUGCUCGAUCACUUAACCGGACAGGCUCAUCAUUAGGACCUGGAGCAGGUAUGAAAAGACGAUUGCCAAACUUUGACUUCUUCGAUCUAGGUGGCUUUAACGGCAAAGAUGGAUUUGGUGGACCUGGUGGCGGAGGCAAGCGAGGACGUUUCACAUAGCGACGUGCUGAGAAUGGCUCAGAUGGGCUGACAACGUAUUGCAAUUGCAUAGCGUGGUACGGUGCAUAGCAUUGAGGUUAUUUUUCCCCUGGGAUUUCGAGGAUGCAUGCUACAUAUACGACAUGAUCACGUCCGAGUAAUGUUCAACUUUCGAUACCCACGAACAAUACGGCAUAGAAUGGAGUUCGUAGUCUCUUUGGGAUAGAGAGUGGACGUCCAUAGUACAUAUAAGCUUUGAAAAAUAGAAACCAUUCGUAACUAGUA
Messenger RNA from Verruconis gallopava, 1272 nucleotides. RefSeq lists its product as uncharacterized. The record is from RefSeq and is a predicted model, not a curated record. The coding region runs from base 181 to 1008 and encodes 275 amino acids. NCBI's taxonomy places the organism in Eukaryota, Fungi, Ascomycota, Dothideomycetes, Venturiales, Sympoventuriaceae. The transcript has a single exon.